This is a messenger RNA of Temnothorax curvispinosus, 1836 nucleotides long. RefSeq lists its product as uncharacterized. Bases 1 to 1836 code for a protein of 611 amino acids. The record is from RefSeq and is a predicted model, not a curated record. Lineage: Eukaryota; Metazoa; Arthropoda; Insecta; Hymenoptera; Formicidae. The transcript has a single exon.
AUGAGCAAGGAAGCUACGACUAAGGAGACGGUCAUUAGAGAGAUGGAAGGAAUCAUCCGCAGUCAGCAUGAUCUUCACGGGCGCAUUGCUCGCUCGUACGAUAAUUUAAAGAAAAUGGGCUCUACUAACAUCACGAUCGGGUUGGUGGAGGCACGCCUACAAGCCCUCGAUUCUAACUGGGCGAAAUUCGAAGCUCAACACGAUAAGCUCUACGCUUCCUUCUGGGAAAGUCUGACGGAGCACGACUACGAGAAAAGGAACGUGCCCGCGACUGUGGAAGAGGCCUAUCUAAUGCAAAAGGGGAUGUUUCUAGAAACACUUCGCAAGCUUAAGAGCAAACUUGCUAGCGAGGCUCCUGGGGCUGCCCCGGCGAGCCAACCGUCGCGUACGACCUUGCCGCGCAUCCAGUUGCCUGAAUUUACGGGCAAAUAUGAAGCGUGGCCAGCCUUUCGCGACCUCUUUCAUUCCAUCAUCGGGAAGGACGGCGCCACGACCUCCGUCGAGAAGCUGCACUACUUGAAGUCGUGCUUAAAGGAUGAAGCUGAGCUGCUGGUGCGGAGUCUGCCCACAACGGACGAGAACUUCGACCGCGCUUGGAAGACCCUCACCGACUACUACGAGAACAAACGUCUCCUGGUGCGUUCGUAUAUCUCGCAGUUUACCUCGCUUCAGAAAUUGAAGGGUGAGUCCGUUUCUGAUUUGCGCAAGUUAUAUCAUUGCGUAAUGAGCACCGCCGGCGCUCUCGAUAGCAUCGGCCGACCGAUCUCGCGGAGUGAAGACUUAUUCGUACAUUUAAUUGUGGACCUUCUCGAUCCGCGUUCGCGUCGCGAGUGGGAAAACGCUAUUAGCGAGACUUCGGAACCGCCGUCGUAUUCCGAUUUACAGCAGUUUCUCGACAGACGAUUACAUACGCUCGAAUCGCUGCAACCGGUCAAGACGGAAGGCGCUUCUUCCGCGAAGGCGGGGGGGAACUCCGCUCAACAAACGCGAGCCCUGCAUGCUAAAAAGCAGGAGAACAAACUCGGCCGCUGUUCGAUGUGCCAAAAGGGACAUUUCAUAAUGUUUUGUGCCGCGUAUAAAGGAAAGACUGCCGCGGAGCGAAAGCAGCAUAUUGAGUCGAGUAAUUUAUGCUUCAAUUGCCUCGGGAAGCAUAAACUGAGCGAAUGCGCGUCGACGCGGACCUGCUCUGUAUGCGAUGCCCGACAUCAUACGAGCCUCCACGACGCGUACUCAGGCGGGGAGGUGGCUAAGACUUCGCAUCUCGCGCAGAAAACCCUCGGGAAGCCGGUGGCGGUACUUCUCGCUACCGCUCGUAUCCGCGUGCGCGAUCGUUUCGGGAUAGAGCACACCGCGCGAGCGCUCGUCGAUCAAGGCUCCGAAUCAUCUCUCGUUUCGGAAUCGCUGGUACAGCGAUUGAAACUGUCCCGCGCGCCUACCUCGGUCGCGGUGUUCGGCGUCGGCGGGAAGCGUACGGGUCGCGCUCGAGGCCUCGUGGCCUUGGAUAUCUCGCCUCGAGACGGCGGGCCAGCCAUCUCGGUGUCGGCCUUAAUUCUACCUCGGCUCACUCUCUACGGCGGCGGGGUCUCUGCGGAUCGUGCGACGUGGCCGCAUCUCCGCGGGCUAGAGCUUGCCGACCCCGACUUUGCGGCCUCGGACCCGGUGGAAAUUCUGCUUGGAGCUGAUGUAUUCGCCGCGAUUUUCCAGCCGGGCUUGCCUAAAGGGCGAACCGUUCAAGCCGGUCGCACAAAGAACGACGCUGGGAUGAAUUAUCUCGGGCGCCGCCGGUCAGGCGACCUGCGCUCAGAGAUCGACGACUCUGCAAUGCCACAUCACUGA